AUGGUGGAUGAUGAUGUUGGAAUGAUGAUGGUGGAAUGGGAGAGGCUUAGAGAUGAUGGAGGUUCAGUCAGGGUUAGAGAGGUUAGAGGAAGAGAGUUUAUAAUUUUAAGAGUUAAGACAACGAUUCAAACUGACUCAAUGUUUAAUUUGCUGGAAGCUACAAGCGAUAUUGAAGGAUGUAUUACUCAUAGACUAGGGGGUGGUGGUGAUUAUUAUGGAUAUAAAUCUUGGGUUUACAGGCCAAAAGGCUUUACUAAAAAGAUAAAGAUUAGUGUUCGACAUAAAUGUGUUGUUCACUCCAUUAACUUUCAAACUUACCUAACAACAGGUGAAACUGUAAGCAAGGGUGGAAAUCGAACCGACACGAUUUGCAUUGACUACCCUGAUGAAUAUCUAAAGUCAGUACGUGUGACAAUAUGUCAUCAUGAUGGAACGUAUGUAGUGCAGUCAAUAUGUUUUACUACAAACCAGAACUGUUAUGGUCCGUUUGGUAAAACUAAAUACGGUAGUGUUUACGCGAGUGAUCACAUAAGAGGGAUGAUUGUAGGAUUUCAUGGGUAUGCUAGCACAUACCUUAAUGCUAUUGGAGUUUAUGUGAUGAAGUCAUGCUUGAGAUUCAUUCUCUAGUCUCUAAAAUACUUUUGUUGUAUGUCUAGAAUCACAAUGCCAAGGGACGCAGGCCCAUGGGGAGCGGGUGGGGGUAAACCUUGGGAUGAUGGAAUUUUCUCCACUAUCAAACAAAUACGCGUUCAUGAAGGAGAGCUGAAUGUAAUUUACGCGCUUUAGUUUGAAUAUCUUAAAAAGAAUGGUAACACUGUGUCACAUAUCCAUGGAGGAACAAAUGGAGUUAAAAACAUACAACUGGUUAAUUUGGAUGAUAAGGAUGAGUAUCUAAUUGGCAUAUCCGGAUUUUAUGGACCUGUUAAAGGGUCUGAUGGGCUGGAAGCUAUAGCGUCGAUUAGUUUUCACACGAACAAGAAGACUCAUGGGCCUUUCGGAGACGAAAGGGGCGGAGGGUAUACUUGUUAUAGUUCAACCACUUGUCCAGGGAAAGUAGUUGGUUUUCAUGGCAGGAGUAAUGGUUUUUUAAGUGCAAUUGGUGUUCAUAUGGAGUACUUCUGA
Helianthus annuus (common sunflower) is the source of this 1122-nucleotide messenger RNA. RefSeq names its product agglutinin. The transcript has 6 exons. The record is from RefSeq and is a predicted model, not a curated record. NCBI's taxonomy places the organism in Eukaryota, Viridiplantae, Streptophyta, Magnoliopsida, Asterales, Asteraceae. Gene Ontology annotation, molecular function: carbohydrate binding.